GUAGAACGUAAUCAUCGACGAAGACUUCGAACUUCCCAUUGACUAAGACGACUUAUUGACUUACGUUCUUCUUGAAUUCAGUUGAUGAGCAAGACUCAAUCACUCAGAUUUUGUUAACAUGGAUCAUAUGAUAAAGGUAACUCCAGCUUGUCCUUCCAAUAUGGUUGCUUAUCUGAUCCUUGUUUGGUCCAAGGCCAUGGAGUACUGCUUACUGCCCACGAUACGAUUUCUCGUGUCGGUCCUCGACGGAUUCUUCAUACGUUUCUUAUCAAAACCCGUGACGCUGCAGAUCGAAGAGUACCACGGCACGAGCACGCGUAACAAAGUCUACGAUGCGUUAGAUCUUUACUUGAAAGACAAGAUCAGCCCUUCAGCUCGGCUUCUCAAAGUUGCGCAAGCUCGUAAAGAGACUAAUUUCACCGUCCAGUUUUCGAACAACCAAGAGUUUGAUGACUCGUACGAAGGGAUCCAGCUGAAAUGGAAGUUCGUUUCCGUUUCCAAGAAUUUCAAGUACAAUCCAACUUCCUCUUCAUCAUAUAACAGUGUUCCAGAGAAAAAGCAAUACUUUGAACUUGUGUUUGACUUGCGACACAAGGAAAAGGUCAUGAAUUCUUACUUGCCUUAUGUCAUGGAGAGAUUUAAGGCUAUGAAAGAAGAAGGCAAAGUUGUGAAGCUGCAUACACUUGUGAGGUUAGAUGCUUUUAAGAUCAGAUGGGAGGCAAUCAAUCUCGAACACCCGGCAACGUUUGAGACGGUGGCCAUGGACCCGGAGCUGAAGGCUGCGGUUGUGGAGGACUUGGACAGAUUUGUGAAGAGGAAGGAGUUCUACCAAAGAGUGGGAAGAGCUUGGAAGAGAGGGUAUCUUCUAUAUGGUCCUCCAGGAACUGGAAAGUCGUCCCUGAUAGCUGCCAUGGCUAAUUACCUCAAGUUUGAUGUCUUUGAUUUGCAACUUACACAUUUGAAAACGGAUAUGGAAUUGAGAAAGGUGUUGCUGGCAACAACAAAUAAGUCAAUCCUUGUGAUUGAGGACAUCGAUUGUAGUCAGCCGGCGGUUCAAGAUCGGAAACAAAAUAAUUAUGGCAUAAAAAAGCCCGAGUUUGAAGGCAAUCAGCUUACGCUAUCCGGACUACUAAACUUCACAGAUGGGCUGUGGUCUAGUUGUGGAGAAGAGAGAAUCAUUGUAUUCACUACCAAUCACAAGAGCAAGCUCGACUCUGCAUUGCUUCGUUCUGGACGAAUGGACAUGCACAUCCACAUGUCGUUUUGCACGUACGAGGGCUUCAAAACGCUGGCUUGCAAUUAUCUCAAAAUCUGUGGAACCCACCCUUUGUAUGAGAAGAUUGAAACCCUACUGCAGAAAACAAAGGCCACGCCUGCACAAGUGGCAGAGGAGCUAAUGAAGAGUGAGGAGGCUGAAGUUGCACUCCAAGGUCUCAUCACAUUUCUAGAGGAAAAGAAGAACAAUGUGAAAGAUGAAUACGAGGAUGAUGACGAUGAUAAUGAUCAUAAACAAUUAACAUACUUUAUUUGAUAAGGGUCAGGGGAUUCAUCUUUUGUUUUCACGGCCUGGCCCUAGAGAUAAAGAAUGAACGCCGCAAAACUCAUCCAUGUCUAAGCCACAUCCUUUAGGAUUUGAGCUCGAGAUGCAGUGGGUGAAGAGGACAACUUUAACAACCAGAGCAAUCCACCACUUGCCCACUUUGAUUACGUUACCAAUUUUCACGUGCCUUUGUUCAAUGAAGUUCCAAAUGAAGGCAUUCCAACUUGUUUAUUAAAAAGGAAAUGUAAAAAAUUUAUUAAUAUAGUUGCUGCAUGCAUAAGUAAAACAGACCUUUCUGUGAUUCUGAAUCAAAAAAUAAUCUAUCAAUACAUAUUCCAAACCAA
Molecule: messenger RNA, 1884 nt
Organism: Malus domestica (apple)
Lineage: Eukaryota; Viridiplantae; Streptophyta; Magnoliopsida; Rosales; Rosaceae
Product: AAA-ATPase At5g17760-like
Molecular function (GO): ATP hydrolysis activity; ATP binding
Source: RefSeq, a predicted model, not a curated record